AUAAGAAGUCAAGGUUGUAUCUUGUUGUACAACAAAACAUACUAAAGUGUUUUCUUCUUUUUAGUCCAAGUGGUAAGAAGUUCAGAAGCAAGCCUCAGUUGGCAAGAUACCUGGGAAACACUGUUGAUCUCAGCAGUUUUGACUUCAGAACGGGAAAGAUGAUGCCCAGUAAAUUGCAGAAGAACAAACAGAGACUAAGGAAUGAUUCUCUCAAUCAAAAUAAGGGCAAACCAGACCUAAACACAACUUUGCCCAUCAGGCAGACGGCCUCGAUUUUCAAGCAGCCGGUCACCAAAGUCACCAACCACCCUAGUAACAAAGUGAGGUCCGAUCCGCAGCGGGUAACGGAGCAGCCCCGGCAGCUUUUCUGGGAGAAGAGGCUACAAGGCCUCAGCGCGUCCGACGUCAGUGAACAAAUCAUAAAAUCCAUGGAGCUACCGAAAGGUCUUCAAGGAGUGGGCCCGGGUAACAACGACGAUACCCUGUUAUCGGCUGUCGCCAGUGCCCUGCACACCAGUUCUGCACCCAUCACGGGGCAGCUCUCUGCAGCCGUAGAAAAGAACCCAGCCGUGUGGCUCAACACAUCUCAACCCCUCUGCAAAGCUUUCAUAGUCACAGAUGAUGAUAUCAGGUGA
Messenger RNA from Tinamus guttatus (white-throated tinamou), 635 nucleotides. The record is from RefSeq and is a predicted model, not a curated record. Lineage: Eukaryota; Metazoa; Chordata; Aves; Tinamiformes; Tinamidae.